AUGGCGAGCGGAUAUGAUCGAGCCCUGUCCGUCUUCUCCCCCGACGGCCACGUCUUCCAAGUCGAAUACGCCCUCGAAGCGGUCAAACGCGGCACCUGCGCCGUCGGCGUCAAAGGCAGCGACAUCGUCGUCCUGGGUUGCGAGAAGCGCUCCGCCAUGAAGCUGCAAGACACGCGCAUCACGCCCUCCAAGAUCUCGCUCGUCGACACGCACGUCUGUCUCGCCUUCGCCGGCCUCAACGCCGAUGCACGGAUUCUGGUGGAUAAGGCGAGGAUAGAGGCGCAGAGUCAUCGCUUGACGGUCGAGGAUCCCGUGACGGUGGAGUAUAUCACCAAGCACAUUGCGGGUGUGCAGCAGCGGUAUACGCAGUCGGGAGGUGUGAGGCCGUUUGGGAUCAGCACGUUGGUUGUUGGGUUUGACCCGGGGACCAAGGUGCCUAGGCUCUACCAAACGGAGCCCUCUGGGAUCUACUCUGCGUGGAAAGCCAACGCCAUCGGCCGCUCCUCCAAAACCGUCCGCGAAUUUCUCGAGCGCAACCACAAAGACGACCUCUCCCGCCCCGACACCAUCGAACUCGCCAUCAAAUCCUUGCUCGAAGUCGUGCAGACCGGCGCGAAGAACAUCGAGAUCGCGAUCAUGGCGCCUGGGAAAGAAGUCGAGAUGCUGGCAGGCGAGGAGAUUGAGAAGAUUGUCGAGAAGAUUAAUUCGGACAAGGAUGCAGAGGCGAACACGAGGAGGGCGGGACGAGGUGGUGGAGGGACGGCGCAGGGUGGGGAGCAGGUGCUUGCGAGUCGGCCGGCUGGAGAGGGUGGGGCGGAGUAG
This is a messenger RNA of Saxophila tyrrhenica, 822 nucleotides long. RefSeq names its product Proteasome subunit alpha type-4 (gene PRE6). The transcript has 3 exons. The record is from RefSeq and is a predicted model, not a curated record. The coding region runs from base 1 to 822 and encodes 273 amino acids. Lineage: Eukaryota; Fungi; Ascomycota; Dothideomycetes; Mycosphaerellales; Extremaceae. Gene Ontology annotation, cellular component: proteasome core complex, alpha-subunit complex; proteasome core complex; nucleus. Gene Ontology annotation, biological process: proteasomal protein catabolic process; ubiquitin-dependent protein catabolic process.